Glarea lozoyensis ATCC 20868 is the source of this 498-nucleotide messenger RNA. RefSeq names its product Translation proteins SH3-like protein. The transcript has 3 exons. The record is from RefSeq and is a predicted model, not a curated record. Lineage: Eukaryota; Fungi; Ascomycota; Leotiomycetes; Helotiales; Helotiaceae. Gene Ontology annotation, cellular component: cytosolic large ribosomal subunit; ribosome. Gene Ontology annotation, molecular function: structural constituent of ribosome. The coding region runs from base 1 to 498 and encodes 165 amino acids. Gene Ontology annotation, biological process: translation.
AUGGGUCAUCCAGCAGGUCUUCGCGCCGGUACUCGGUAUGCCUUCUCCAGGGACUUCCGCAAGAAGGGAAUGAUCAACUUGGGUACCUACUUGAAGACGUACACAUCCAAAAGGGAAUGCCACACAAAGGUAAUAAUAUAUCUUCAUGAUCCACUGUGUCCUAAUGCUAAAAACCUCGUCGUGUAUCACGGGAAGACGGGCGUAGUUUACAAUGUCACGAAGAGCGCCGUUGGAGUCAUCAUCUAUAAGAAGGUCAAGCACCGCUACAUCGAAAAGCGCGUCAAUCUCCGAGUCGAGCACGUUUCAUUAUCCCGAUCCAGAGAGGAGUUCGUUAAGAGAGUCAAGAAGAACGCAGAGUUGAAGAAGAAGGCCAAGACCGACGGCACACAUGUUCACUUGAAGAGACAGCCAGCCAUGCCACGAGAGGCCCGAACCAUUUCGAUGAAGGAGAACGUACCAGAGACCAUCGUACCAAUCGCCUACGAGACCACCAUCUAG